Puccinia triticina is the source of this 2100-nucleotide messenger RNA. RefSeq lists its product as uncharacterized. The coding region runs from base 1 to 2100 and encodes 699 amino acids. NCBI's taxonomy places the organism in Eukaryota, Fungi, Basidiomycota, Pucciniomycetes, Pucciniales, Pucciniaceae. Gene Ontology annotation, molecular function: sulfate transmembrane transporter activity. The transcript has 7 exons. Gene Ontology annotation, cellular component: membrane. Gene Ontology annotation, biological process: transmembrane transport. The record is from RefSeq and is a predicted model, not a curated record.
AUGGCUUCAAACUUGCUCAGCUCAAACGAAUCACCCAACAAGAACGACCUCAACGACCGGGCUAGUACCACCGGCACCAGCUCACCUCGUCCUGCAAACGAAGCGAGCCCACUCAUCCCAUCAAACUCAGCCAGUCCAGCUUCAAACCGUCCAGAGAACAUUCGUGCUAUUUUCUCGGAUCGACUCUGUUACUAUAUCCCUGCUCUUGAUUGGAUUCCCCAAUACUCCCGCAGAGAUUUACUCAACGAUACGAUCGCCGGUCUGACUCUCGCAUCAUUACUGAUCCCUCAGUCGAUCGGCUAUGCCUCCAACCUCGCCGGCAUACCGUCUAUCAACGGCUUAUUCUCUGCUGCAAUCCCAGCAAUUGUUUAUCCAUUGCUCUGUACCGGUCGGCACGUCUCUGUUGGACCCGAAGCUGCGUUGAGUUUACUGGUCGGACAUGUCAUCAAACAAGCCAUAGCACAUCGACAAAUUCAUUCCGGACUACAGCCACCUACCGAUGCUGAGCUACUGCAACUCUCAAUUACAAUCUCCACCCUCUUAACUUUCGAAACCGGCCUUAUCGCCUUCAGCUUCGGCUUUUUCCGACUUGGAUUCUUGGACGCCGUACUCUCUAAAGCCCUGCUCAGAGGAUUCGUCACCGCUAUCGCUGUCGUCAUUGCAAUCGAGCAGCUCCCAUCCCUACUCGGACUCGCCGCCCUCGAAAAACAGCAGGGCAUCAACGCCGAAGGAUCGAUAGAAAAGCUCAUUUGGACUCUCUCCAACCUCGGAAGGAGUCACAAGCUUAGCUGUUUCAUCAGUCUCACCGCCUUCGUCCUCCUCCUUUCCAUUCGCACAUUCAAGUCCUCUAAAUUCUGCAGGCGCAAGUUGCCUGGAUUGAAAUAUCUACCCGAGAUCCUCAUCACCGCUGCGAUCGCAAGCUUCGUCACCGAUCUCUGCAACUGGGAUCAAAAAGGGGUCGCCGUCCUCGGUUCGAUAUCCAUCAGCGAAGUCCGCUUCGAUCUACCGUGGAAAGGCGUCUCGAAAAAAUUAGUUCAGGAUACGCUAGGUACCGCAUUUACACUAUGUAUCUGUGGUCUUGUCGAUUCGAUCGUCGCGGCUAAGGGCGAAGCUGCCAGAUUUCACUACUCGAUCAGUGCGAACAGGGAGCUCGUCGCUUUGGGAGCAGCAAACAUAGCCACAUCUUUUGUGAUGGGGGAUAUGCCUGCAUAUGGUUCGAUCACCAGAAGUAGAUUAAACGCAUCCGCUGGCGCUCAAACUCCCAUGGCUUCGAUCAUCACCGGGUUGGCGAUCCUCAUCGCCAGUUACUUCCUCUUGGACUAUCUGUUCUUCUUACCGAAGUGCGUUUUGGCCGUCGUAAUCUCAUUGGUGGUGUUCAAUUUAUUUGCCGAACUUCCGGAAGACUUCAUGUUUUUUUGGAACUUGGGAGGAUGGACUGAGCUAGCUUUGAUGACUACGACCUUUUUGUUAACAUUGGUCUAUGACAUCAAAACGGGUAUCAUGAUUUCCGUUGGAGUCAGCUUAAUUCUCACGAUCAAAGAUGCCACUGCGAUGAGAGUCAGAAUAUUAGGUCGGGAUCCAAUCACUCGCACGUGGGAGCCGAUCGAUACGAAGAAGACUGAAACUGAGGAGGUGGCUAGAGGAAUCGAAGAAGAAAUCCCGGGCGUGCUUAUUGUCAAGAUUAGAGAAUCGCUCAGUUUUGCCAAUGUAGGUGGUUUGAAAGAAAGAUUGAGGCGACUCGAAAUGUUUGGCUACAGAAAAAGACAUCCUUCGGCUAAGCGAGAGCGAGAGGAUACACGAAUGAUUGUCUUUCACUUGGGAGACGUUGAUAAAAUCGAUGUCUCGGCUUUGCAGAUCUUGAAAGAAAUCCUUCAGGAGUACAUCGAUCGACACGUGAUCGUUUGGAUUUGUCACGUCAAGCCUAGUCGCUAUGAAGUCUUUAAAAAAGCUGGGAUAGUCAAUGUUGUCGGCGAAGAUCGAUUUUUAGCUAAUGUUAAUCAAGUACUUGAAACUGCCCAAAGCAACUCCUUGAUUUCAAUCGGCCAUCAAGAGAUGGAAAUCCUACUAACCGAUGAAAACGAGGAGUAUCUGCCCUCUUGA